This is a messenger RNA of Penicillium canescens, 1263 nucleotides long. Its product is annotated as metallophosphoesterase family protein. The transcript is spliced from 4 exons. The annotation marks the transcript as partial. Gene Ontology annotation, cellular component: cytoplasm. Gene Ontology annotation, molecular function: hydrolase activity, acting on ester bonds. Lineage: Eukaryota; Fungi; Ascomycota; Eurotiomycetes; Eurotiales; Aspergillaceae. The record is from RefSeq and is a predicted model, not a curated record.
AAGCAGGACCUCCUCUUCUUGUCUUGCCAAAUUUUCACCCACUGCUUAUAUAGCGCAAUGCAAACUCGCAAGUCAUUAAUACCACACCGAAGAGAUGUCAAUCGGACCCUGCGAUUUACAGAGGAUGGUACAUUUCAAAUCUCAGUCUUCAGUGACUUGCAUUUUGCAGAAGAUGACGGAUCCGACAACAAAUCCAGAAAAGUCAUUGAAACCGUUCUCUCAUCAGAAGAUGCACAGCUCGUCGUGUUGAAUGGAGACCUAAUAUCUGGGGAAGCGAUACAAAAUGCAAACUCUUCCAGCAUAUACGUUGACAGGAUUGUUGCCCCAAUAAUUGACAACGACUUACCAUGGGCAUCGACAUAUGGAAAUCAUGACAGUGAAAUCAAUCUUGAUCCCGAGGAUAUUUUUCUCCGAGAAAAAAUAUAUCCAAAUUCUUUAACGCAAAAGCGGGUGUCGAACUCUACUGCUGGGAUUACGAACUAUUACCUACCUGUAUUUGCACACGGUGCCUCGAACGAUGCAACGCCAGAGUUCAUCUUGUGGUUUUUUGAUAGUCAGGGUGGUCACUACCCCAUUGAUAAAAACUAUAACGGGACAUCAGUUCCAAGACAGAACUGGGUCGAUGAUUCGGUUCUGCACUGGUUCAAAAACGCUAAAGCCAACCUAACAUCCACGUAUGGUGGCCCAAUCCCAUCUAUAGCCUUCGUCCAUAUCCCAGUCUAUCCGAUGCGCGCAUUCCAAUUGGCUGGUGUCAGCCCAAGCAAGGAACCAGGAAUCAACGGCGAACGAGUCCAGCAGCAAGGCUACGGCAACGAUAACAUCAACUACGAUUCCCAGGAUAGUCCGUUUAUUCAAGCGUUGUUGAACACCACGGGACUUGUAGCGACAUUUAGUGGCCAUGAUCAUGACAACGACUGGUGUUUCAAAUGGAACGGUACGCUCUCCGGCCUCAACGUUACAGGGAAUGGCAUUAACAUGUGCUACGGUCGACAUACGGGGUAUGGAGGGUAUGGAGAUUGGGCUCGUGGGGGCAGGCAGAUCUUGUUAGAUCGGCAGUUGCUUGGGGAUGAUUUGAGAACUUGGGUCCGAUUGGAGGAUGGGUCGAUUUCUGGAAAUGUUCAUUUGAAUAAUACUUAUGGACACGAUCGAUAUCGGUUGGUGGAGAAGAGAAUGACUGGGCAAGGUGAUGUUCUUUCUUCGCAGCUCUCUUCUAUUUUUUAUAUUUGGGUAUUUUUCUUUUCGUUGUUUAUCGCUCAUAGAUGA